AUGGUCGUCUGUACUUUCUUUCAGCAAGGCAGAUGUAGAUUUGGAGAACGAUGCAAGUUUGAACAUCCUGGCCAGCAGACAGCAGGGUCUAGCAAUCGAUUUGGAGCCCUCGCUCCCGGAGGAGGGUUCGGAGUAAGCAAAGGUCGUUCUGCGCCUCAAGCUCAGCAACCUGUCAACUAUGGCAUUACUGCGGAGGAUAUCAAAGUCGACUUGACUGCUGGUAAAGGACUGCCAGAAUGGAUACUCUCUGCCUAUGGACCCGGCCGAAACGCCCCAAGGCAGCUGUUCGGUGGCCCUCAGCGAGAGCAGAGCUUUGAAGAACUACGAUUACGGCAUUACGAAGCUAUGGCAGCAGGAAAAGUUGAGGUCGCAGUCCAAGAAGCUCAAGCUUUGUACGCAGAGUCGGUAAAGCAGAUGGAGGUUGCUUUAAAUGAUGUCGAUGGUGCUAUCAAGUACAUUCUCGACGGCAUCAACGAACAUCCGAAUCGGAUCGACAUUACGGAGGGAAAGGCAGGCCCUGCUGCUGGUCAGGGUCCUUCCCCGUUUAGUCAACCAUCACCAUUCGGUCAAUCAGCUGCCGUGGCACAAAUGUCUGCCUUUGGCCAGCCUUCGGCAUUAGGCGGCGCGGGUGCCUCAGCCUUUGGCAAGCCGGCUGGAAUUGGGCAACCAUCGGCCUUCGGUCAACCCUCUACUCUAGGGCAAACGCCUGGCUUUGGACAACCUAGUGCUUUGGGUCAAGGUUCCCCGUUUGGAAAGCCCUCAGCGCUUGGGCAACCUGCAUUCGGGAAACCGGCAUUCGGUCAACCAAGCUUUGGCCAGCCUGCUUUUGGCCAGCCGUCAGCGCCAGGAACAGGGACAGGGACAGGAGCAUUCGGUCAGCCAAGUACCACAUCUCCGUUUGGUCAGAUAUCGAGUCAAAAUCAGGGGCAAGGCGGCGGGUUCGCUCAGGCUGCUGGAGCAGCGACUACCUCCCCGUUUGCACAAGCUGCUGGUGGCCAACAGCCUGUGGCGCCUGCUGGAUUUGGUCAACUUUCGACAACGACACAAACGUCAGCAACCCCCUUUGGGCAGCCUGUACAGGCGCCAUCGCCCUUCGGACAGCCUCAAGCACCGUCAGCUCCUUUUGGCCAACCCGCUGCAGCCCCAAGCCCCUUCGGAGCUGCGGCUCAACAGGCGGCUCCGUCCCCUUUUGGUCAACCUGCUGGAGGUUUUGGUCAAGCAGCUCAAGCAGCUCCAACAACCGCAGCACCUGCUCCUACACCGAUCGCAGGCACCGGCCCUCCCCCAGCGAUCAAGGUUGAUGAUCCGAAUGAGUUGAGCCCGAUUCCACCUCUAAGUGGGCAGACGGUCAAGGACCCCAUGACGCAGAGACUAUCAAUGUGGAAGGGUCAACCCGUGAGGUACAUUGACAACGUCCCUUGCUAUCUUCAUCCUCAAGACCGUCAAACCUAUGUUCGCAUCUUUUUCCCGGAUGGACCGCCCGAUCAAGCGAGCCUGAGAGAUGCGCACGGCAAACCGGAAGAAUACACACCGGAAGUCACUGAGCAAUAUGAGUUUUUCUUGAAGAAUGGCUACUUCAAAGACGGCGUUAUACCCAGCGUGCCUCCCAAAUCUGAGUGGGUGAGCUUCGAUUUUUGA
Aspergillus novofumigatus IBT 16806 is the source of this 1638-nucleotide messenger RNA. Its product is annotated as FG-nucleoporin nup42. The record is from RefSeq and is a predicted model, not a curated record. The coding region runs from base 1 to 1638 and encodes 545 amino acids. Gene Ontology annotation, molecular function: metal ion binding. The transcript is spliced from 4 exons. NCBI's taxonomy places the organism in Eukaryota, Fungi, Ascomycota, Eurotiomycetes, Eurotiales, Aspergillaceae.